AUGUCUGAAUUCAAAGAGUUCAUGAUGAAUGAGUUUGAUAUGUCAGACUUGGAUAAGAUGAGGUAUUUUCUUGGUAUUGAGGUAGUUCAGUUAGAUGGCGGUAUAUGCAUUAGUCAAACGAAGUAUGCGAUAGAAGCGGUGAGAAGAUUUGGAAUGGAGCAUAGCAAUUUUGUUGAAAAUCUAAUGGUUCCGGGAUUUAAAAUCUCCAAAGAUGAAAAUGGUGUUGAGAUGGAUGGUUCAUUUUUCAAGAAUUUGAUUGGAAGUUUAAUGUACUUGGCUUCUACGAGGCCAGACAUAAUCUAUGCAGUUAGCUUAUUAAGCAGAGAGGAAGGAAAUUUGGAAUUGAUUGGCUUUACAGAUAGUGAUUAUGUCGGAUCGAUUGAGGAUAGAAGAAAUACUCCUGGUUAUGUUUUUAUGCUAAGUGGAGCUGCAGUAGCUUGGUAUUCUCGAAAGCAACCAAUAGUAACGUUGAGCACGAUGGAAGUCGAGUUUGUAGCAGUUGCGGGAAAUAGUUGUUAG
Molecule: messenger RNA, 519 nt
Organism: Lathyrus oleraceus (garden pea)
Lineage: Eukaryota; Viridiplantae; Streptophyta; Magnoliopsida; Fabales; Fabaceae
Product: secreted RxLR effector protein 161-like
Exons: 2
Coding region: 1-519 (172 amino acids)
Source: RefSeq, a predicted model, not a curated record